ACGGUCGCACGCAACGGCGUACGUCCGACGUCGUAGUACAUUCUAUUCUACGCUGCUCGCCGUUGGCUUCCGGCGGACGACGGCCAGGUGUGCGAAGGCGCGUACGUACGCGUUGACCCGUGUUCGUAGUGUCGGGGCGGUGCGGGACGUCGUCGCGCGCGCGGGAGAUCGCCGCGUUAUCUUUGUUAUGAGAUUACCACGGCGUGCCGGGAGACUCGCCGCACGGUUACGUUACGCGAUACCGGAUCGUAGUCGACGAUCGGUGUUGACGAGGUCCGCGGCCUGACGUCGAGGAGUUCAGGGUGCUGGUGGUGCGAUCGAGCGCCGCGCGUACAUAUACGUCCGUCCGUCGGCCCGUACCACUUGGCGUGCGUCGCGCGUGAGAGAGUCAGCGAGCGAGAAGGAGAGCGACGUACGUCGUCCGUGCCAGCGUCCGCGACGCCGAUCUUCGCGGCGGGAAGGCGAAGGAAGAGGAGGAGCAGGAGGAGGAGGAGAAGAGGAAAAGAAAGAAGGAAAAGUGGAUCGUCGCGGUCGCGGUUGCCGUCUACGUCGAAAUGCCGCUGCUACGCAAACAGCCGUUCCAACGGCUCCACGUCUCCUCGGAUUUCAGAGACGACGACGAGGUGUACCACUGCGAGGUUACGAACGAGAUAUUCAAGAACUACAAUGAAUUUUGCGAGCGAAUUAUUUUAUGCAAUUCUCUUAUAUGGUCGUGCAGUAUCACAGGUAAAACUAACAUGACAUUCGAAGAAGCUUUACAAUGUGAAGAAAAUGCAAAGAGAAGCUUGAAAGAAUUUCCAAUGGAGCUGCGAAUUCCUAUACUAUAUCUCGCUAGUAAAACAAAUAGGUCUUCUUUCAAUGAGAUGAUUGAAGACGUUUAUCAGUUUGCGAGAGAUCGUUAUUUUGUAGGAGAAAUGGUAGAGGCUAGCUUUACUGAAGACGCUUGGUGUAACUGCCAUGUUCUUCAAGUCAUCAUACCUACAGAACAACAAAUUAAAACGUUUAUGAACGAAAACAGCAGAAGUCUACAAGAACAUUACUAUCAUCCACCAGCGAAAUUAUUUCGCUACGAGGUGGAACAAUUAGAUUCUGGAGAUUCUGACGUCAGUCAGAUUAUGAUAGUAGAAGCGUCUCAGGUCAGAAGGCGAAAACAACAUUACAGCAGAGACCGUAAUAAAAUAUUUCUCCGUCAACUCUGUGAACAAAAUAGUAGCGGUAUAUGGGUUGUCAAGGAAAGUGUUCUAGAAAAGUACGCGAUUAACAAAAUACGUUUUGAUACCAUAUUCGCUGGAACACUCCCAGAUUUUACGGUGCGCAUAAAAAAGUCCGUCAAACAAAAACAAGAAUCAAUGGAUAAAUUUCUCAUCUCGAAUGUGUCGAAACAGAAAACACCCGAUAAAGCAGCGGAUCCUCUGAAAAAAGUAAAUGAUACUGGUGUGGUGAAGAAAUAUCGGAAACCAAGAAUGAACGGUAAAUUCAAAGAGGAACUUAAAGCGAAAGCUUUGGAAGAGAAAGCAAAACGUAAAGAGGAGAGGGCGCUAAAAAGCGAGCGUAAAAAAGAAAAGAGACAAAAAUUAGCGGCUUUAGCUGCAUAUAUGAAACAAUGGAACAAACCGAGAGAAGAUCUUGAGUGUGAAGAUCUCAGUCCCAUUCCUGAACCUACCGUUAUUAAGUGUAACAUACCAAAUGAAAAGUUUGGAGAUUUUGCCUUGAUAACGGAAUUUCUUGAAUUUUUCAAUGAAGAACUUGAGGUGCCCGUCUACUUUCCGGGUGGUUUUAAUUUGGAAUUGGUGGAGAAGGCGUUAUUGACCAAAGAAGCAUCCGGUCCUUGGAGUGAUCUUCUACAACUAUUAUUGUCAAACAUAUUUAAAUAUCAAGCAGGAGAGGAUAAUGAAAUUGAUGCGCAGGCGCCUACUUUGUUAGACGAUACCAGUGCUUAUGAAGACGCAUCGUCAAUGGCAAAAACAAUUAAACUCGCUACGCUAGCUUCUAGAUGGUGCCCAACUUAUCAGGGUUGUAAAUUAUCAGAACUUACAUUGGAUCAUGUAACUUUGAGUGAGAUUUUGAGGCAACAUUUAUUAAGCUCUGGAGGACGUAUAAGCGAAGCCGCUUCGAAAUGGCGAUAUUCUCAAAAGGGUGGCUAUACAAAUUUUGAUGAACCAGCGCUUCGUUUGAGAUUACAUGAAGCCUACCUUUUGCGGUUGUUGGGCCAUCGAAAUGUCUGCGAGCUUGAUUUAGAUGACAAAAUUAAGAUCGUUACAUGUCUGAUCAAUCAGUUACUUGCGUUCGCAUCGAUACGCGAUGCAAUCGAGGAGCGAUAUGAUAAAUUGCACCAAGCAAAAAGAGAAUUAAAAUUGUUCCUGCUUGCUGAACAAAAGAAGGAAAAGGAAGAGAAAGAAAAGAUGCGAGAACGUGAGAAAGAAGGAAAGCUUGAAGAAGAUGAGCCAAAACCGAAAAAGAUUACGCGUGGUAAUUAUGAAGAAGAAAAGAAAAAAGAAGAAUAUGAAAAUAAACUGAAAGAACUGCAGCAAGCGUCAAGAGACGACAAGAUGAUGAUUUAUUUAGGUGCAGAUAGAGCUCAUCGAAGAUAUUGGAGAUUUAUAUCUAUACCAGGAUUAUUUGUCGAAAACGAUGAACGUUGGCCUGGAGACUGUCUUCCUGAGGGUACUCCACAUCAUCCAGAGUUGCAAGACAAGGAAGCAACAUAUGCAUAUAUAAAAAAUAAAUUUGAAGAUGAGUUUAGUGACAAAGAAAAUAAUUUCAAAAAAUUGAAGAAAUCACCCAAGAAGCUUCUACUGUCGGAUAAAAAUGGUGUUAAAUCGCCACGGAAAGAAACAAACUCUCGAAAGGAAUUUAAACAGGAUCUUACCAACAUUAAAAGAAAUUUGGUACUGUGUACAGGAGACAAAGAUUGUCCUGUUCAUUGCAAGAGAUCACUGAUAACGUGGAGCUUUUAUGGAAAUAGAGAGGACAUUCAAGCACUAAUAAAUAGCUUAAGCACAAGAGGUGUCAGGGAGAGUGAGCUUAGAAAUAAUCUUUUACAAGAGAUGGACAAUUUGCUUCUUGUUAUCGAUGAAUGUCCUAAACACAAAUUAAAUCCUGAAGUUUUUUCAGACUCCAAUAAAGCGCAAAAUAAUAAGGCGGCUAAGAAAAAUAAAUAUGAAAACGCGAACUUGAAUUUUCCUUCUGACAUGUUGGUCGACGAUGUAAUGGAAUUGACUUUGAGAGAUCAUAUUUUGGACUUUGAAGACAAGAUCAAUUCAGGUUGUCUGGGAUGGCUUAAGAUCACUGAUCGCACUGCCUGGAGGAACGCGAUCAAUCAGAGAAGUUACGAUAAACAGUGCGACAAAUUGAUGUGUGCUGGUAACGAGGUAGACAUAGAUACACCUCCUAAUGCUCUAAUAGACAAGAUAAAGAACGAGUCUAAACACAGUAGACCCGGUACCCCAGACUCAGAAGUUGGAAGUAUUAGCAUAAAGACUUACAAAGAUCCAGGAAUGUACUUAGGUUUACCCGGUGACGAUGAGAUGGUGCUUGAUCAAAAGCAGCAGGCAACCAUCAAACAACUAGCUUGCUCUAUUUUGCAGUUGUCUCACGCUAUAGAACAAAGGUACUUACAAAGACCAUUGGGACCUGAUCAAAAGGAUAAGAAAUGGUCAGGCGAGGAGGCACGAGAGAGAUGGGAACAAUCAUUAAUAGCAUCUACAAAUUGGUCCCAGUUGUUCAUUCACUUAAGUACCUUGCACAAUAGCGUUGCAUGGCACAGAAGUGCUUUAAAUGCUCAGUGUCGUAUAUGCCGAAGGCGUAGGGACGCAGAGAACAUGUUGCUUUGCGAUGGAUGCAACAGGGGUCAUCAUCUCUAUUGUCUAAAACCGAAACUUACUGCUGUACCACCGGGAGAUUGGUUUUGUACAGCAUGCAGACCGCCGGAGAUAAAGCCCAAAGAAAAAACACAAAAGCGGAAAAGAUUUGAAGAUGAGAUCGAGGAUGAGCCGAUAUUGACCAAAGAGACGCGACAGAAUCGCGCGAAACGUGUAGUACACAGCGACGACGAGGGCGAGCAAGAAGACGAUGAAGACGACGAGGAAAGCGAAGAAGAUAUAAACAUACGACUAGAGAACUUGUGUGCAACGUGUAAAAGCGGUGGAAAGUUGAUCGUUUGCGACACGUGUUCAAAUCGUUAUCACUUGGAAUGUGUGGACCCGCCGUUGUCGAGGUCUCCUAGAGGAAGGAGAUGGUCGUGUACCAAAUGCAAGGCUAAAAGAAGGAGCACAACAAAAGUGAGGGGGCGUGAAAAGGAAAGAGACAAGGAGAGGCUGUGCGCAGCAGCAGCACGCUCUCGCAUCCAUGGCUUUGCCAAGAGCCUCCUCACUACAGAAUCUACAGACUGGGACGAUAGCAGCGCGUCGGAUGACACCGAACCCAGACAAACGAGGCGUGCAACAAAGAGAGCCGCCGAAAUCGAACAUGAAGAAGACAAAAAUUCGAUUAGAGGUUCUGCAACUAAAUUGCAAGAAUUAUUGAACGACAUCAGGCAUCACAGAGAUUCCUGGCCGUUUUUGUCGCCCGUUACAAAAGACGAGGUUCCAGAUUAUCACGAUAUUAUCUCUAAUCCAAUGGAUUUCGGAACUAUCAAACACAAACUUGGUAAUGGCGACUACGAGACGGUAGAUAAGUUUUUUAGCGAUUGCCAAUUGGUCUUUGAUAACUGUGGAUUGUACAACAAGGAACAUAGUUCGGUGUACAAUUACGUGUACAGUGCAGGUAUGCGGUUACGCAAGUACAUCGAAAAACGGUGCAAGGAGUUAGGCUUCAAUUUCGAUGAUACACUUUUCCAAGAGGACAGCAAGAUUAAGAGGCCACGAUUGGACAUUAUUGAUGAAAACGACACGUCGGAAAGCGAGGACGAGCGCGAGGCGCACAAGCGAAGAUAGAAUAAAGAUUAGACAUAUACACAUAUAUAUUUCAAUACGAUGCAUACUCACAUGAAAAAUUCAAAUCUAGAGCCGCUCAUAUUUUAUAUAUUUUGAAUUCAGCAUAUAUGGACUUGUAUACCGAUUGUUGAGCGGUCGAAAGAUUGUGUAUGUAGUUCAAGAUAUUUGUAUAAAUUAUCUACUUUUUCUUUCGAUUCUUUCGACAGAGUAAUAUAAAAUUAUACUGACAAUUCAUAUGGAAUAGUACAACGAGAAUUCUGCAGAAUUCGCUGUUGCAAAAAUAAUAUGAAAAAAAUUUCUGUCUACAGUCGACUUCUUCGAGGCUUCUUGUAAUAAAGACGUACACAGUAUUAUUUACAGAAAAUUGCAUAUACAUAGCCGCACUUAUACUUUUAGAUGUAUUACUGACACAUAGAACAUUUUUAAAACGACACAUACAGUAGGACUGUGGGUGAAAAUAUUCGGUUUCAACUCAAUAUGCAAAUGUAUUCAAGUAGGUAGAUGGAAACAACUGAUUUUGAAAUCGAUAUGUAACUCGUUUUAAAGUAAUCAUUAUAUCAAAACAAAUAAUUCAGUAUUAUUAUUCAUAAUAUUCUGAAAAAAAAACAAUCUGUAAUCAUACGUUCACUUCGUAUUGAAAAAACGAGUUAUUUUCUUAGCUGUUAAAAGAGUUGCAUGAAAUAAAAAUUGUACAAUUUAACUGAUUAAGAGUGCUUUCCAGCAAUUGAACACAAUCAUAGUAUUACACAGUGUCGACUUGUAAUUAAAAUACUGCUUCUAUCGAAACAAGUGUAUUCAACUUCUCACAGAUAAAUAUCGAUCAAUUGACGUCGUUUUUAAAAUCAUACAGAAACUAAGGUAAAGAGUGUUCCUUUGGAAAAACGGUAUCCGAUCCGUGAUAUCAAAUGUAAAAAUUUAGUAUCUAUGAAAUGACAUAAAACAACUACACAUCAUUUUAGCUGAAAUGAAUGUAUUCGACUACAGAAUAUUGAUUUUCCAAAUUAUCAUGAAUCAAAUAAUGAAUACGGAAUUAUUUGUUUAAAUCUAAUGAUUACUUCAACCGAGUUACAUAUCGAUUUCGAAAUAGUUGUUUCCGUGUAACGAUUACUUUAAUCGAUUUACGUAUAGAGUUUGAAACAGAAUACUUUCAUGCACAGCCAAUUAGGUCCAUUUGCUUCAAUCAGUACAAGAAUAGCACUAAUUUUUUUUUAUAGAUGUAAACAAGAGAAGAUGCUCGAUAUAUUCUCGCAUCGAUCAAUUAUUUAUUAUUUUAAUAUUAUUCACGUAAAACGGCAAGCUAUAUAUACUCAUUGCCGUAAUUAUAUUAAGGAUAAUUGUAUAAGUGAUAAAUUACACCAUAAAUUUUACUUUUCUCGAGAUCGUCUACGCGAGCUUUAAUAAUAGAAUACGAGCACGGCUUUCAAAAAAAAGAAAAAAAACUACAUAAGUUAUAAAAGCGUUGUUCAUAAAAAUUUACGUUUGUAGAUCCAGACAAUAAAAUUGGAUACUUUUGUACUGCGUGUUCUGUGACUGUUAUCAACUGACAAGUGUUAUUUCGAUUGUUCUGUAAUUCCCACGUGUAAAUUUCUAUUUUGUCAAUAGUACUUAUUAUUUUUGCGUAUUUAGUUUAUUUUUUAAUAUUUUUCGAUUUUAGGUAAAAUUAAUAUGACAGCUACACGAAGUACGUCGAUUAUAUUACGUGAAAAUCAUAAAAGAAACGUCUUUUUUAGUCAUGUAUAUUUUAUAUUAAUCAUUUUGAUAACAAAUUUUGAAAUAGAUUUUUUUCAUAAA
Solenopsis invicta (red fire ant) is the source of this 6725-nucleotide messenger RNA. RefSeq names its product bromodomain adjacent to zinc finger domain protein 1A (gene Acf). Gene Ontology annotation, molecular function: protein binding. Gene Ontology annotation, biological process: chromatin remodeling. The record is from RefSeq and is a predicted model, not a curated record. The coding region runs from base 555 to 4934 and encodes 1459 amino acids. Lineage: Eukaryota; Metazoa; Arthropoda; Insecta; Hymenoptera; Formicidae. The transcript has 14 exons.